UAAGAGCAAAUCUGGUCUCCCAAACUCGGUCAACUUGACGGAGUGCUCCGUACAUAACGACACGGCAACAACUCGAGAACCCAGCGCACCACAACACCACACGAAUUCAACGCCCGCAAUGUCCAACCUCGAGAUCAUCCACGCCUACCGGAAGCUCCUCCGCGCGGCCCUGCGCGCGGUGCAGUUCUCGCAGCCGUCGCGGUCGACGGUGACGGCGGCGCUGCGCGAGGGCUUCCGCGACACGCGGGCGGCGGGGGGCGCGGGCUUCGACGCGGAGCGCGUGCGGCGCACCGUCUGGUUCCUCAACGCGGCGGCGCAGCGCCGCGGGCUGGAGCACCGCAUCCUCAAGAACCUGUGCCGCGUGCGCUGGGAGCGCGCGCGCGAGGCGAGCAAGACGCCCUGGCGCGUCACGGUGCGCGAGGAGCAGCUCCGGAAGGAGGGGAAGAGGAAGGCCAGGGACCCGGAUGUCAUCAGUGGCACGCAGUAUCAGCAUUAUGACCUGACCAUUGCCAUGCUCAAUGACACGAUGGGGUUGUGUCUGAGAUGAUGGCUGCAUUGCAGAUUGUCAUCCUGGCCUUGCCUGCCGGUACCGCGUGACGGCUCCCGCAAACGGUCCCUAAGUGCGGGCGCCCAAUGUGGCGUGCCCCCGCCGAGAAGAAGCAUUUCCUGGUGCAGGGUUCGACAGCGCUGAAUCAGCAACUGCUUCCGCUCUGCAGCUGGCACCGCGGCACCAACAAC
This is a messenger RNA of Thermothielavioides terrestris NRRL 8126, 738 nucleotides long. RefSeq lists its product as uncharacterized. The transcript has 2 exons. The record is from RefSeq and is a predicted model, not a curated record. Bases 119 to 547 code for a protein of 142 amino acids. NCBI's taxonomy places the organism in Eukaryota, Fungi, Ascomycota, Sordariomycetes, Sordariales, Chaetomiaceae.